UCCGCGACCUUCUCCUAUAUAUAAUACUGGCAUUUGCUUUAAUCAACAUUGUACUUAUUGCUAUGAUGUGGACCGUUGUCUCCCUCAGAGGGAAGUGCAAUGUCUGCCCAGAGGUCACCCCUGAAGCGCCAUGUGAAGAUGACUGGAUCUGGUACAGAAGGAAAUGUUAUUACUUCUCCAAGAAAUUUAAGGAAUGGCAGGACAGCCAGGACUUCUGUGUCUCCCACAAUGCAUCACUCGCCCGUAUCGAUUCCAAGGAAGAGCUGGAGUUUCUGCAGAGAUUUAAAGGCUCGUCCGAUCACUGGAUUGGUCUGAAGAGAGAGGAUAACGGGAGUCCGUGGAUGUGGACAAAUGGAUCAAUGUUUAAUAAAACGUUCCACAUCGAUGGGGUGUCCCCGUGCGUCUUUCUCAAUCGAGAGCGGAUCUCCAGCGCCGCCUGUUACUCAGGUCGAUAUUGGAUUUGUAACAAGCCAGACCGACAAAAUGAAAGGUAGCUUUUGGCAAGG
This is a messenger RNA of Nanorana parkeri, 506 nucleotides long. RefSeq names its product C-type lectin domain family 2 member D (gene CLEC2D). Lineage: Eukaryota; Metazoa; Chordata; Amphibia; Anura; Dicroglossidae. The transcript has 4 exons. The record is from RefSeq and is a predicted model, not a curated record. The coding region runs from base 63 to 494 and encodes 143 amino acids.